GGUGGAGCACAACAAGCUAUUCAAAUAUUUUCAUAACAAUUACAAACCAGCCAUUAAAGUUUGGUUUGUACAACCAAUUAGCAGAGCUGGUGACUUAAUACAACGCAAUUUAGAAUUAAGAAUGUUACAACAACAAAUACUAUAAAAAAUGAGCCAAUAUUUUAUAGAAUCCAAAAGUAAGCAGCCCAUAUUUUUUAAUUUUAAUCGAAUUUUGCAAAACCAAGAAAGUGGUAUAGAUUUUGAUUUGUUCAUAAGAGAGUUUCAAGAAAAUUUUGAAUUAGAACAGCUAGAAAAUUGGAUCAAAUUUUGGAGUAAAGAAGGUGAAGAGCAAGUACUUCAGACAUGGAAUGAGAAAUACAAAGAUUAUCUAAAAACAGAAAAGGAACCCGAAGUGCGAGGAGAAACCGUUAGCCUUAAAGAGGCGAAUAAGGAAUAUGAAAAAGAAACUGAACAUUUAGAAACACCUCGAACUGAUUCAGAUAUAUUACCAGAAAAGUCUUGGGAUGAUUUGUGGCAUGAACACAGAGAAGAAAUAUACUGUGAACAGUAUUUAAUAUUUACCACAAUAUUUUACAAUUAUUUUUUGGACUUGAAAAAAUCCAUUGAAACUCCUCAAGCUAUUACAGAAGAGGACACAGAAGAAGAAGACGAAGCUAUUGCAAAACUAACGGAAGAAUUAGAACAAUUAGAAAAUUUAGGUUUACCCAUAUCAUUUGGUGGCAGGCCACAAAAUUCUAGCAACAAACAUAAAUCCUCUAGCAAAACUAUACACUAUAGUGAUUUUUUCUCAGAUUCCGAAAUGGAGAAUGAAUCCAGUGACAGUGACAUUGAAGAUUGUGAUAAAGACUUGUCACCUAUCAGCACAAAAGAAGAUGAGGACUCUUUGCACAGUGUACAACAGAAAUCCAUAAGCAAAAUACAGAAGAGAAAAAGAAAUCGUAAACUAAAAAAUGUGCCCGCUUUUAUAUUGGAAGAAAAGGGUCUCUUAAAAUACUGGCGCAAACGUUUUAGUCUCUUUUCACGCUUUGAUGAGGGCAUACGGCUGGAUCGUGAAAGUUGGUUUUCUGUAACCCCUGAAAAGGUAGCCAAACAUUUAGCCGAACGUCUUAAGUGCAGUAUAAUUGUCGACGGCUUUUGUGGCAGUGGUGGUAAUGUCAUACAAUUUGCCUUAACCUGCGAUAAGGUCAUAGCCAUUGAUAUUGACCCCGUUAAAUUGGAAAUGGCUAAACAUAAUGCAAAUAUUUACAAAGUUUCCCACAAAAUCGAGUUUAUUUUGGGUGAUUUUCUGCAGCUGGCUGCCGCUGGUAAACUUAAAGCUGAUACAGUGUUUUUAAGUCCUCCCUGGGGUGGUCCAAAAUACAAGAAUAAAAAAGAAUUUGAUAUUGACAAAUAUUUAUUGCCUGUCAGUGCUACAGAAUUGGUCAGUGCAUCCAGAAAUGUUUCCGAUAAUAUUGCAUUAUUUCUACCGCGCAAUUCGAGUGUUAAACAAAUUGUUAAACUUGCUGGCAUUGGUAAGCGUUGCGAAAUUGAACAUAAUUAUUUGGAUUCACGUUUGGUGGCCAUUACCGCUUUGUAUGGUGAUGAAAUAUUAACCAAGACGACAACAACUUAAGUGCAUUAUAGACAAAUUUUAGUUUUUUUCCAAAUCUACUAACUUAGUGUAUAGUAAAUCAUUUUAUAAGAUAUUACAAAUAGACAACAUAUUGAUAGACAUAAGAAAACUAAUAAAUAAUACCUUUACGGUAAAUCAAAGAGUGA
Messenger RNA from Calliphora vicina (urban bluebottle blowfly), 1758 nucleotides. It is a transcript of the gene Tgs1, whose product is annotated as Trimethylguanosine synthase 1. Gene Ontology annotation, biological process: 7-methylguanosine RNA capping; 7-methylguanosine cap hypermethylation. The record is from RefSeq and is a predicted model, not a curated record. Gene Ontology annotation, molecular function: RNA cap trimethylguanosine synthase activity. Lineage: Eukaryota; Metazoa; Arthropoda; Insecta; Diptera; Calliphoridae. Gene Ontology annotation, cellular component: nucleus. The coding region runs from base 149 to 1612 and encodes 487 amino acids. The transcript is spliced from 2 exons.